Messenger RNA from Polychytrium aggregatum, 2292 nucleotides. Its product is annotated as MCM2/3/5 family-domain-containing protein. Gene Ontology annotation, biological process: double-strand break repair via break-induced replication; DNA replication; DNA strand elongation involved in DNA replication. Gene Ontology annotation, cellular component: MCM complex; nucleus. The record is from RefSeq and is a predicted model, not a curated record. The coding region runs from base 1 to 2292 and encodes 763 amino acids. Gene Ontology annotation, molecular function: single-stranded DNA helicase activity; single-stranded DNA binding; ATP binding. NCBI's taxonomy places the organism in Eukaryota, Fungi, Chytridiomycota, Chytridiomycetes, Polychytriales. The transcript has 17 exons.
AUGCAGCUGGAGGACGCUCAGAUCAUCUGGGGAACCACCAUCUCGCUCGGCGAGAGCAUGAAGUCGUUCAAAAAGUUCUUCACAACCUUCAGAAAGGUCGACAUCCUGCCCAACCGCAAUGAUGAGCAAAUGGCGCAUUUUGAUGAUCCCGAGGAAGACAUCAUGCCCUUUUACAUUCGACUGCUGCAAGAGCUCAAAGACCGCGAGAUCUACACCGUGAACUUUGAUUGCUGCAACCUCCGCGAUCACCCCGAGGCCGAGUUUCAACAGCUUUAUCUCCAGCUCGUGCGCUAUCCGCAGGAGAUGAUUCCCAUCAUCGAUCACACCAUCACCGAGGUGUUCUUGGAUAAGUUCCCGGAUAUCCAGCUGCACGGCGCCCUCUUGCGCGUCCGCCCAUUCAACAUCGGCCGCAGCGUGAGCAUGCGCGACCUCGAUCCUGCUGAUAUCGACCAACUCGUCACGAUCAAGGGAAUGCUGAUCCGGUCAUCGCCCAUCAUUCCCGAGAUGAAAAAGGCCUUCUUCCGCUGCUCAGUUUGCGACCAAACCCUUUCGGCUGAAGUCGAGCGCGGCCGUGUCAUGGAACCCACACGAUGCUGCAACGACGCCUGCAAAUCCGAAAACACAAUGGCCCUGAUACACCAGCGAUGCACCUUUGCUGACAAGCAAAUCCUUCGAAUCCAAGAGAUUCCUGACGAGACUCCGGAUGGUCAGACUCCUUACAGCGUCACUGUGAUGGCAUACGACGACUUGGCCGAUGUUGCCAAGCCGGGUGACCGCGUUGAAAUCACUGGUGUUUAUCGCGGCGUUCCUGUUCGUGAAAUUGCCCGCCAGCGGGCUGUCAAGUCCCUUUUCCGAACCUACAUCGAUGCAAUGCACAUCAAGCGAACCGACACCAAGCGGGUCGGACGAGACCCCACCAUCGUGGAAGAGGAAGAGGGCAGCAACACCACAUUCAUGGAGAGCGAUCGUGUCAAGGAGAUCGACGCUGUCACCAAGGAGGAGUUGGUUCAGCUCUCCAAAGCCCCGCACCUUUACGAGCUCCUGGCCCGCUCCGUGGCGCCUUCGAUCUACGGCAUGGACGAUGUCAAGAAAGGUGUCCUUCUCCAGCUCUUUGGCGGCACAUCUCGACACAGCCAGUCCGAAGACGGCAAAAAGACAGCCCGUGUCCGCGGCGACAUCAACGUCCUGCUUGUUGGUGAUCCAGGUGUCAGCAAGUCGCAGCUACUGCAGUAUGUGCACCGCCUGGCCCCGCGCGGCAUCUAUACCUCUGGCAAGGGCUCCUCUGCCGUUGGUCUCACCGCCUAUGUAACUCGAGACCCAGACACCAAGCAGUUCGUUCUCGAAAGUGGUGCCCUUGUGCUCAGCGACGGCGGCAUUUGUUGUAUCGAUGAGUUUGACAAGAUGUCCGAUAGCGCUCGAUCAAUCUUGCACGAAGUGAUGGAACAACAAACCAUCUCGGUUGCAAAAGCAGGCAUCAUCACCACCCUCAAUGCACGGACGUCUAUUUUGGCCGCGGCGAAUCCCAUCAAUUCAAAGUUUGACGAGAGACUGCCUAUCGUUGCCAACAUCAAUCUCCCCGCGCCUUUGAUGUCCAGAUUUGAUUUGCUCUACCUGGUCCUGGAUAAGCCCAAUGACCUCGAUGACCGGCGCCUGGCCAAGCAUCUGGUAGAGCUGUACAUGGAGGACCGCCCGGCGCUGUCGAACCUGGACUAUGUGCCUAUCGACAAGUUCGCCAAGUACAUCAGCUAUGCUCGUCGAGAGAUCACGCCCGUCAUUACCGAAGAGGCCGGCAACGCCCUGGUCUCCAACUAUGUCGAGAUGAGAAAAUACGGCAAAACCAGCGCUGGCGGCCAGCGACAAAACAUUGUCACGGCAACCACACGCCAGCUCGAGAGCAUGAUUCGUCUCUCCGAGGCCCAUGCCCGUAUGAGACUCUCCACCACAGUUGACAAGAUCGAUGUCGACGAAGCGUACAGACUCAUCCAAGUGGCACUCCAGACCUCUGCUGUCGAUCCAGCCACGGGCCGAAUCGAUAUGGACUUGGUGACCACCGGCAUCAGCGCCCGUGUCCGCAGCAAUCUCAGUCACCGUCGCGACCAGCUCAAGACCAUCAUCCAAAACAUCCAGAAGGAGUCUAUCCGGUUCAUGGAGAUUCUCCGGCUCUUCCGCGAGCAGGAACAUGAGAAACUGAGCGAGUUUGAGCUCAAGAACCUGCUCGAAGAUCUGUGUGAUAGCGGCACCAUUAGCAUGCGAGGAAGGAUGUCGACCGACACCAUCAUCACUAAACUGUAA